UUAAUGAGGAGAUCUUGGCCGAGGAAAGGAACAUCACAUUGGAGGAAACGGCGGGAAUUAUUGGGAACCUCUUUGUGCAACGCAUGCGAUGCAGUGAACAUUUCGACGCUGCAGUGUGUGAAACGUGUUUGAAUGCCGAACAGCUGUUCUCAAUUCUCAACGUCAACCAACAAGAUGGCCUGGACGAGAACAACUUCCAACGCGCAUGCGUCGUACUCAUGUACUACGUCACCGACCUCGGGACGACAUGCGCAGACGUCUCGCUUCACUCGAAGACGUACGAAUAUUUUGAGCACGAAAUACAACAGAGGACUGACGGCACGCUGAACAUCACAGAAGAUGAGCUUGAACAGAUGCUGGACUCUGUGGCUGUUGCGUACACUGCUGAGAACUAUGCCAAGUGUUUCAAUGUAGAGACCAUCUUUGACGCCGCCGUUGCUGACCACGUGGCCGGCGCAAACGACCACGAGGUAGAAGAUGUUGCCGCCAUUUUGAUUUCCAGUCUGGUGCGUGGAUUUUGCAUCGGUAACGCUACUGAGGUAGACCCAGACGCCUUUCUGGAGGACAUCUUUGAGACAUAUUCCACAGAUGGAAUCAUGAGUGAAGAACAAUUCGUUGCAAUUUACACAAUAAUCGUAAAUGCCGAGGAGGAACAUGCACAUGAAGCCCACGCUAGGCGAAGACGAAACGUCGAUGAGCAUGAUCACGAUCACGAGCAUGAUCACGAGCAUGAUCACGAUCACGAGGAAGGCCAUGGGCAUGGAGUAGAUUCGUGUUUCACCAUCGACGAGCUCCUUGAAACUUUUGGUGUCAAUCACAGCGUGGGCCUAACACGUCAGCAAUUCAAGGAAAUAAGCCCCGCCCUCAUUCAGCAGGCUGUCAGCGACGCAUGCGCACACGAGGAGCAUACUGAUCCACGAAUAGCACCAAAUACUGGUGAAGUUUGGGGUUAUAGCAUGCUAGCGGUAUUCAUCAUCAGUCUCUGUGCCGUGGCUGGCGUAGUCUUCCUCCCGUGUCUGAACUCGGAUGUCUACCUCAACGUGUUGCAGACGAUGAUGGCGCUCGCCGUAGCUACCCUUGUUGGUGAUGCUGUAAUUCAUCUUAUACCACAGGCUGUUGGUCUACACGCUCAUGAUUUUGCGGCAACAUCUGGUGAACAUAACCACGACGCAGGCUCAGAUGAAUUAGCGUUCAUAUGGAAGUGCCUGGUAGUCGUUGCAGCUAUCUAUGCCUUCUUCCUCGUCGAAAGCCUCAUGCACAUGUCAGGAGGUGGACACUCCCAUUCAGGAGAGUCGGGAGGACUGGAGAGGUCACGGCCACCAAGCAUGAGACUUAAGGAGGCAGUUAACGGUUCCUUCAAGAAGUCGCCCUCUGUGCAGCAGCUAGAACUGGCUGACGUAGAGGAUGACGUCAGGACUAAGACGCCAAAACCUACAGUUUGUUGUGGCAUUGGAUCUCUGCCGUUCAUGAUACUGGUAGGAGACGGUCUGCACAACUUCGGCGAUGGUUUGGCCAUUGGUGCCGCCUUUGCAACAAGCGUAGGUGCCGGACUCUCAACAAGCAUUGCCGUCCUCUGCCACGAGUUGCCCCAUGAACUUGGGGAUUUUGCUGUCCUUUUAAACUCCGGGCUCACUUUCCGUCAGGCCCUCGGUUUUAAUUUUCUGUCUGCCACGAUGGCAUUUAUCGGCCUCUGUAUCGGGAUACCGCUGGCUGCUGGUAACGCCGAGGCUCGCCAGUGGAUAUUCGCCGUGGCUGCUGGGAUGUUUUUAUACGUAGCACUUGUAGAUAUGCUUCCAGAACUGAUUCACCACGAGCUGAAGAACAAAGGAACCGUCUUCCUUCUUCACAAUGCAGGUUUCCUGUGCGGAACCGUCAUCAUUCUAGUCAUUGCCUUAUACGAGGAUGCAAUUAACAUAAGCAUUUAAGUUAGAUGCAAAUGAGGAUUAUAAUGAGAUUUAAAUGAGGGUGUAGUAAUAUUCAAAUUAGAUGUAAAUGAGGCUUACAAUGAGAUUUUAAUGAGGGUGUAAUAAUAAGCUAAUGAUAAGCUAGCAUUUAUAUAGCGCCUUUUCCAUAGGUUACAAAGCGCUUGGAUAUGUCCAGCACAGAUCAAAAGUCAAAAUCAAAGACAAAACAAGUGAGUCUUUAGCAAUUUCUUAAAUGAAUCAACUGAGCUUGCUUUUCUGCAGCUAUCAGGAAAUGAGUUCCACGGAGCUGGGCCUGCAUUUGAGAAGGCUCGGUCUCCUGCACUAGUGCUUGUCCUCUAUGCUCAGUGAGAAGGUUGCGUGAGGAAGAACGCAGCAUGCGUGAUGGUUGAUGUUGCUGAAGCCUUUUCACAGAUGUUUACUGGGUAUUUCAGAAUGUGUGCCUUUAUUGAAGUCAACACGCGUAGUAACAUUCAAAUUAUAUGUAAAUGAGGAUUAUAAUGAGAUUUAAAUGAGGGUGGAUCGAGUUGUAUUCAAAUGGUGAUAUUUUUAAUGAGUAUUAUUUGAAUAAUGAAAUUACUUUUACGGCUUUUUAUCCAUAAUCAAUAAUGAGAAGUUUUAAAGUGUUACUAACACCUUAACACAAUUUAGUUACAAAAUGUAUAAAUUACUCAGCAUUAACACAUGAGGUAAGAAUGGAGUAGUGUAUAGUCAUGAAGAUUUAAAUGAGAUGUUAAUGGUAUUAUUUGGAUGUUGGGACCUAACUUCGUAUAACGCCUCUCUGAAUAACUAUUCUAUGCAUGCAGGAAUUUCUGCAGCCACAAUAUGUACACAGCCAAUGGAAGAAUCUGUAUUGGAUCGAGCACUAUCUGACGGAUAAUUAUUGUAUUGUCUAAUUUGUGUAAAUUUUUUUAAUAAUGAAGAAAGGUACACAUCUCAAAACUUGUGCAGCUGUUACUUUUAGAAUGAUGCAAGUGUAAAUUUUCACUCAGAGCCUCAUUGCCGACUAGGCCAUCGAUGUACUAGGUCACAAUUGUUGUAAACAAGGUGUAGCAACUUCAAUUACUGACUUACACUCACUGGAUUAGGUUAACGAACCACGUGUACAAUGUACAUGACUUUAAUAAACAACAAGUUGGAUGCCAACACAACUACAAAACACCCUUUCUACAACCAGUCGAUAGAGGACGCUAACACAAUAAUCAACUACAGGUUAUCACAACUGGUUUACAUUAUUUGAACCACUAAAUACUUUAAUUUGGGGUAUUUUUGUUUCUCUUUUUGUUAGAGCUUGUCAAUGCUCACUGAGCUUGGCCCCCUACACUUUUGCUUUCUGUUUACUAUGCAUUUUUCGUUUAAGCAGUUGACAUAACUUUUUCAUUUAAUGUUUUUUAUUCCUAAUAAUUAGUAUUCAAUGUGAUGGGGCCGAAUAAAAAAAUAAAGUAAACUGCAGUUAUAAAA
Asterias rubens (European starfish) is the source of this 3383-nucleotide messenger RNA. RefSeq names its product zinc transporter ZIP12-like. NCBI's taxonomy places the organism in Eukaryota, Metazoa, Echinodermata, Asteroidea, Forcipulatida, Asteriidae. Gene Ontology annotation, biological process: zinc ion import across plasma membrane; intracellular zinc ion homeostasis. Gene Ontology annotation, cellular component: membrane. Gene Ontology annotation, molecular function: zinc ion transmembrane transporter activity. The transcript has 12 exons. The record is from RefSeq and is a predicted model, not a curated record. The coding region runs from base 84 to 1925 and encodes 613 amino acids.